Molecule: messenger RNA, 1874 nt
Organism: Anopheles maculipalpis
Lineage: Eukaryota; Metazoa; Arthropoda; Insecta; Diptera; Culicidae
Product: actin-binding protein IPP
Exons: 4
Coding region: 10-1869 (619 amino acids)
Molecular function (GO): protein binding
Source: RefSeq, a predicted model, not a curated record
GAAACAAUCAUGCCUCCGCUUAACAAUUGCAACGGCAACAAUUGCGGAGACAUCAUUUGUUCCCUCUCGGCACAAUCGCCUCUUUCACCUGGAACGGACCUGACCCAGGCAGUUGGAGGAGUAUCUGGUGGUACUGGAGGGAGUAGUGGUGGCAAACCGCGGUUUAGCUGUCCACAUUACGCGCAAAAAAUGCUGCUUAAUCUGAACGCACUGCGGCUUGAUUCACGGUUCUGUGACGUUGAGAUUAGGGUAGGCGACGCUACAUCCGUCCACGCCCAUCGGGCCGUGCUGAGCGCAAGUUCCGCAUACUUCGAAGCCAUGUUCCGGCCAGAACUGGGACUGAGCGAGGGCAAACAGAAAACUGUUACCUUGCACUCGAUACGGGCCGACAUCUUGGAGCUCUUGGUCGAAUUUAUCUACACUGGACAAAUCGAAAUUGAGCAGAGCAACGUACAGGAACUGCUGGCCGCUGCUGAUAUGUUGCAGGUGCCGGAGGUUGUGGACGGGUGCUGCGAAUAUCUUUGCCGGGAACUACACUCAUCGAAUGCUCUUGGCAUACUGAGAUUCGCGGAGGCACACAACUGUCGCCAGCUUGCCGAAGUGGCAGCUAACUUCGUCCACAGCAACUUCCCAAAGGUCGCGCUCGAGGACGAACUGCUCGACAUUCCAUAUACACUGCUGGUGAAGGUGAUCGCUUCCGAGGCACUGCGGGUUGAUAGCGAGUACCAGGUUUUCAAUGCAGCCCUACGCUGGAUACGGCACGACGUCGUACCGAGACGUCAGUACGUGUUUGAGAUCCUAUCGCACGUACGCAUCGCGCUGGUGCCAGUCGGAUUAAUCGAUCAGGCAAUCGCCGAAUGUCGGGAUGUAUCGCUAAAGAUUGCAUUACGCUCGGUACGCAAAGAUUUGACAUCCCGCCGCGGACAGUUGGUGCCGUUGCGUGUCUGUCCACGUGUUUGUGCAAAGAAAAGCAUCUACGUAAUCGGUGGCUCCAGGCGUGAACAGUCGGCCGGAUGGACGCCAACCGAUUGGAUCUUUGAGUCCGUCAUUAAGUAUGACAUCUUUCGGCGCGAAUGGAUUGAAUCGGCUCCGAUGGAGAUCGGUCGUAUACUGCCAGGCGUUGCAGCACUUGGUGGUAAAAUUUAUGUGAUUGGCGGUGAGCGCGGCAGUCAGAUCCUGGCGAACGGGGAAGUUUACGAUACACAGAACAAUAACUGGGAACCGAUGGCACCGAUGAAUGUGCCGCGUUGCGAAUUUGGCCUGUGUACGCUCGGUGGCACACUGUACGCGAUGGGGGGCUGGAUCGGGGAGGACAUUGGAGGCUCGAUCGAGUGUUAUGAUCCGAUGAAAAAUGCCUGGCGCAUGGUGGGUGACCUUCCGGAGCCGAAAUUUAGUAUGGGCGUCGUAAGCUUUGAAGGAUUAAUAUAUAUUGUCGGUGGCUGUAAUACUCACUCGCGUUAUCUAACUGAUUUGAUUAGCUACAACCCGGUUACGAACGAAUGGACAAAGCUCGCUUGUAUGCAAACAGCUCGCUGCCAGAUGGGUGUCGCUAUCCUAGAUCGACAUCUGUACGUUGUCGGUGGCAACAGCAGUCAGCAGGAAAUUUUACGCACUGUUGAGCGGUACAGCUUCGACGAGGACAAAUGGUCCAUGGUAUCGCCUAUGACGGUGAGGCGUUCAAGUCCAGCUGUGGCAGCGGCUGACGGUUUGCUGUAUGUAGCAGGUGGCGAUCAACCGUGCGAAAUCAACUUCUACCGGGCGCAGAUCACUAUUGCAUCGUUCGAAUGUUACGAUCCCAUCACGGACCAGUGGAAAGUAUGCCCGGACUUGCCAACCAGCCGUUCCGAAGCGGGUGCGGUCGUUGUGUAAAAGAA